AUGUCAGAUACAGCACAUGUUGCCUCGUCUUCGACUCCGUCCUCGGUGGCACAUCCACCAACAAUCGCCAACCACAUCCUCACGAUCCCGCAUCGAACCUACCCCAACUUCUUGACCCAGAUCGUACGCCUCUCUUCCACCACCGGACAGCAAAGCCUCUUCGUUCACUGCACUUCCGUCAGCCCAUCUCAAGCGCACGCUCUCCUCCCAUCCGCUUCGACCACCACAACCAAUGCCAAUGAAGGAGAAGACGCCGAGCUGCACGCCGCUCUCCUGGCAGCCGGUCGCUCCCAACCCUCCUCCGGGCCCCUCGGCAACCUCUCCUCCGACUUCGCACUCGCCAUGUCCCCACCCUCCUCCUCGGCGUACGCUACGUCAACAUCCAUCCACUCGUCUUCCUCCAACAUCUCCCUCGCAAACUCAAUGAGCAAACGCAUCGCCACCAAACUCUCCCUCCCCCAGCUCCUCCUCUCCCUCGACAUCCCCGCACAGCUCCUUCCCUCACCCAACCAACUCCAGGCGCCCGCCGACGCAACCGCCCUGCUCGCACUCGAAAAAGCCCUCCGCGAUGCAUGCGCUUCCACACUCUCACACUCGUCUCAUUGA
Messenger RNA from Sporisorium graminicola, 606 nucleotides. RefSeq lists its product as uncharacterized. The coding region runs from base 1 to 606 and encodes 201 amino acids. NCBI's taxonomy places the organism in Eukaryota, Fungi, Basidiomycota, Ustilaginomycetes, Ustilaginales, Ustilaginaceae. The transcript has a single exon. The record is from RefSeq and is a predicted model, not a curated record.